GAUAGAAGCUGAAAGAAAAAUUUCAAAAAAUACUGUCAAGAAGAUAUUUCAUUUUUUUGCAAACUUCUUAUAAACAAACGUAUUACAGCUAUCGUACACACGUUAUCUUUGUGUGAUUUGAAAUUUAAUUUCUUAUCGUACUUGCUAAUAUAACGUACCUUCUAACCUCUUAUAACCCCGCAAUGGCGACGGCUCACCUGCAUUCCCACGACGGAGGCGCCACCAACCAUUCCCACGAUGGUUUCUCGGCCGCCGAGCACGGGCACUCGCACGAGAUCCUCGACGGGCCUGGGAGUUUCCUCGGGCGAGAGAUGCCCAUCAUCGAGGGCCGUAACUGGCACGAGAGAGCCUUUACCGUUGGCAUCGGAGGCCCCGUCGGCUCCGGCAAAACCGCCCUAAUGCUAGCCCUCUGCCUCGCCCUGCGCGAGCAAUACUCCAUCGCAGCCGUAACAAACGACAUCUUCACCCGCGAAGACGCCGAGUUCCUAACGCGGCACUCCGCCCUGCCCGCGCCCCGCAUCCGCGCCAUCGAAACCGGCGGCUGCCCCCACGCCGCCGUCCGCGAGGACGUAUCCGCGAACCUCGCCGCCCUCGAGGACCUGCACCGCGCUUUUACGACCGACAUCCUGCUCAUCGAGUCCGGCGGCGACAACCUCGCCGCCAACUACAGCCGCGAGCUGGCCGACUUUAUUAUCUAUGUUAUCGACGUCAGCGGCGGCGACAAGAUCCCGCGCAAGGGCGGGCCCGGCAUCACCCAGAGCGACCUGCUCGUCGUCAACAAGACGGACUUGGCCGAGGCCGUGGGCGCCGAUCUGGCUGUUAUGGAGCGCGAUGCUAGGAAGAUGAGGGAGGGGGGACCGACGGUGUUCGCGCAGGUGAAGAAGGGGGUGGGCGUGGAUCAUAUUGUUAAUUUGAUUGUUAGCGCGUGGAAGGCUAGUGGUGCUGAGGAGGCGUGUAAGGCGAAAGGGGGGCCGAGGCCGACGGCUGGGUUAGAGACGUUGGUCUAGGUACCUAGGUAGAUAGGUAGUUUAUGUCGAAUAUAAGGUAAUAAAAAAAUUCACUGCCAGCCAUAUUGUGCUAUUUCAAGUGUGGUACUGAGACGGGUUGAGCUUGAACAGGAGAAGAUAAAUGUGUAACCAAAAUGG
Daldinia vernicosa is the source of this 1145-nucleotide messenger RNA. Its product is annotated as CobW/HypB/UreG, nucleotide-binding domain-containing protein. The record is from RefSeq and is a predicted model, not a curated record. Bases 183 to 1007 code for a protein of 274 amino acids. Lineage: Eukaryota; Fungi; Ascomycota; Sordariomycetes; Xylariales; Hypoxylaceae. The transcript has 2 exons. Gene Ontology annotation, molecular function: nickel cation binding; GTPase activity.